Closterium sp. Naga37s-1 is the source of this 1173-nucleotide messenger RNA. NCBI's taxonomy places the organism in Eukaryota, Viridiplantae, Streptophyta, Zygnematophyceae, Desmidiales, Closteriaceae. The record is from the annotation of a GenBank genome assembly.
AUGAGCUUUCCUCUCGUCCGCGAGGACUGGACUGCUGACGAGGAGAUGCUGCUGCUGGAGGCCCUAGAGAUGUACGGAAUGGGCAACUGGGGGGAGAUUGCAGAGCACGUGGGGUCGAAGAGCAAGGCACAGUGCCACGACCAUUACCUCUACGAUUACCUGCUGUCACCUACUGGUCCCUUGCCUGACCUGACUCGCCUACGAACCCAAGCGGACACGGAAGCAGCCAAGAUGGCAAUGGAGGAGCAGGAGGCAGCAGAGACUGCUGCGAGGGCGCAGGAGGCAGUUCUGUUCAACGUUCCUGUCGUCAAACCCGAACCAGGCACCAAGACAGACGAUGCAGCAACACCAAUAACGAGCGGGUACAACACGAAGCGCAACGAGUUCGACCCGGAAUAUGAUAACGAGGCAGAGGCCCCGCUGGCAGAGCUGGAGUUCAAAGAGACGGACUCGAGAGUGGAUAGACAGUUAAAGAUUAAGAUGCUUCAUAUUUACUACUCACGGCUGGAAGAGCGGUCCCGGCGCAAGGCCUUCGUCCUGGAACGAGGGUUGCUAGACCCGAGAAGAGUGGAUGGGACGAUUCGACCCGAAACCAACACCGGCAGCAGCAGGGGCAGGGACAGGGACGGGACAGAAGAGCAUGAGGGGCUGGUGCAGAGCCUCACUCAGGCACAGAGACUCAGAGACAGAGUGGACGUGCUGCAGGAACUCAGAGCAGCGGGGUGCAAGUCACUGGCGGAGGGUCGUCGGUUCAUCCAGGCGCAUUACAAGGACAACCCCGCCGCUGCCGCUGCUGCUAUUGCAUGCCUUCCACCCUCCGCCACAGCCAUCAGCACAGCAUCAUCAGGAGGCGCUUCAGCAGCUCUUGACAUCUCCUCCCACCCAGGAUGCGACCUGCUGUCACCCAAGGAGCGUGAGCUGUGCACGCACAUGCGCCUGCUGCCAGCUCACUACCUUCGAGCCAAGCAGGUUAUCCUGCAGCAAGCAGCACUCUCAGGGGGAGCCAUCUCGCGAGCAGCGGUGCACCGACUCUUCCGCCUGCCCCCCGCCACCACUGAUGCCAUCUUCAGAAUCUUGCUGGCGGCUGGCUGGAUAGCUGAAGCCGGGGGAAACGGUGGUGGGGGGAUGGGAGGGGCGCUGGGAGGGGGGAUGGUGAAGCAGGAAGGGAUGUGA